Molecule: messenger RNA, 2062 nt
Organism: Drosophila elegans
Lineage: Eukaryota; Metazoa; Arthropoda; Insecta; Diptera; Drosophilidae
Product: protein I'm not dead yet
Exons: 9
Coding region: 81-1676 (531 amino acids)
Biological process (GO): monoatomic anion transmembrane transport; citrate transport
Cellular component (GO): membrane
Molecular function (GO): citrate transmembrane transporter activity; succinate transmembrane transporter activity
Source: RefSeq, a predicted model, not a curated record
GGACAAUAGCAUAGCAACCAGUCCAAAGUCAGUCAAAAGAACCAAAUUUAAAUCCGAGAAAACUUAAGUAGUUCGAAAAAAUGGCUACUCAGGAUUACAAACCUGGUGAUGUUCCUCUGGAGGAGCAAGAUGAUCGAAGAUUGUUCUGUAAAUUUCACUAUAAAGGUGUUCUCCUUCUAGUCGUACCCAUACUACUUGCACCCAUUUUAGCUGGACAUCCAGUGUUGAUAUGCCGCUUCAUAUACAUAUCGUUGUGUUUGUACCUGAUCUACAUCCUUAACUUGAUGGCCAGAGGAGGUUUAGCCUUUAUCUACAUUGUAUUUAUACCCGUUGCGGGCAUAGCCGGCUCGGGCAAAGUCAGUACCUCCUAUUAUACGGAUCUAAUAUUCUUGGUAUAUGGCGCUAUUUUCAUGGGCAUUAUGAUGGACAGUUCGAAGCUCAGCGAACGGCUGGGCGUGUGUGUGGCCAGCAUUGUGGGUAGCAGCCUGAGAUAUCUUCAGAUUUUCUUGACCAUCCCCGUUUUUCUGCUGGCCUUUCUGGUGAGUCCCACUUUAGCCGCUGCCUUUUCGAUGAAGGUGGCCCAAGCUGUGAUAACAGAAUACGAUAACGCUGGCAUUGUGAAAAUGAACUCUGACGAAAGCCGAUACGAGCCGGGAUCAAAACCAUAUCCGACACGUCCAGUGAUCGGAAUCUAUCUAACCUGUUGCUACACUGCCACACUGGCAGGCAGUCUGUCGCCCUUCGUGAAUCCCAAUGGUGUUAUUUGCGAUAUUUUCUGGUUUCUGAGUCUUGAGAACAUGAUGCUGCUGAUGGUGGUACCUGGCAUUUUGGGGCUAUUCGUGAUGGUCUUUUGGAUACAAAUCCUCUUCCUCGGACUCUUCGGUGGCAGUGUGAGGCGCGACCUUGCCGAACUGGAGGGCAACCGGGCGGGUUUCCGCCAGUCAAUGUACGACAAGAGACAAGCAAUGGGGUCCUGGGGAAUAUAUCCCAUGUUGGUUUUCAUCUUGAUUAUCAUUUUGUUCAUACUUGUGGCCACUCGAAAUCCGCGCCUCUUUCAGGGCUGGGAUGAUAUAAACACCGCUAACGAGUCCGGUCCCUCGGUGCCGACCAUUUUCAUGGCCAUCCUCUUCUUCGCCAUCCCGGCCAACUAUUUCUUCUGCAAGUACUAUGUGUGCCGGCAGCCGGAGACGGAGGGCACCAGUCCCUCACUCCUCGGCUGGAAGGCGGUGAACACCAAUACGCCCUGGGCCGACAUCUUCAUGCUGGGCGCCGCCUUCAGCUGCGUCUACUGUGCCCAGAAGAGCGGUCUGUACGAGGCGGUGGCCGGGGCCAUGACCAAUCCGGAGGGCGGCUCGGGACCCCUUCAGUUUGUGUGCGGCGCCCUGUUCGGAACCCUGCUCACGAACCUUUCCCCAGCCACCACUGUGGCCAAGACCGCACUUCCCAUUAUGGUCAAAGCGGGAGGUACUUUUGUUUUACCGUUCGCCACCGCGUUGCACAAUCAGUUCUUGCUGCCUGUCAGUUCCCCGUCGAACACCAUUGUCGCCGGCUGGGGCAACAUAAGACCUUUCCAAUUCUUGAUGGCUGGAAGUGUACUAACGAUCUUCAUGUUUUUGACAAUUGCUGGCUUUACUGCGCUACUUGGCAGCACCGCUGCACCACUCUUCUUUCCCUAAUUCAAUAGUUAUCGCUCCUCAAUAACCCACAAAAUAUCUAUUUCGAUUUCGACCGCAUUUAAUAAAAUUACCGAGUAAGCUUUACUGCAGUGUCCAACGCAAAAUUGUUGACACGUUUGGCAUACACAAUGGGAGUAGCAACUGGACUGGGAUUGUUAUGCCACAGCUGCUCAACGGACAUCCAUAUCCAUCUCUGGGAAAAACCAAAACAAAAUACAGCUGUCGCAGUCGUUUUGAGAAGCAAAAGAAAAAAAGGAUUAUAAAGCAAACAAACAAGACAGAACCUUUGGCCACAGGUGCACAAAGUUUGUACUAAUAAAAUUUAAAAUUGGAUAUAACAUAUAGCGCCAAAAUUUAAGUGUUUAAGUAACCAGAAGAACCAAUAU